GAGGUUCCGGUGACAGCCUACUCCAAUGCCACUUUAGAGUGCGAAGUAGGUGUUAGGCCAAGCGACUGUUGGGACAAUUCUUUACGUUGGUAUUUUAAUAACAACUCAGCGAAAUUAGAAUCUGGUGAAAAGUAUAAUAUACAAGAAAGGAAAACCAACACCAGAUGCAAAACAGAUUUCAUUCUCACCAUUAUUAACGUUACUGAAGCAGACGAAGGAAAGUAUAAAUGUCAGUGGCUCUGCGACCGUGACUACCCCAACUUUUCCAGGUCUUCAAUUAUCCAGCUGAAAGUAUUUCCUCCUUCAGAAGAAGGCACUGAUACUCCUCUGAUAUCUAAAGGUAUUGUGUCACGAAAUUUAUCAAAAUUCAAAAAGUGGAAAACGGCACCAGAUUGAGUCAAACAUUAAAAUAACCGCUCAAAACCCCGGUACUUGGGUACUAAAAAGUUUUGCUGGGUACGUGCCGCUGGCCUCUCAGAGCCUAUACCCCAUUAUAGUCUAUUCUGUGGCCAAUUAUAGAUCCCAUCUUAGUCACUUUUGGGCAAAUAUGUAAUUUUCGCGAUCCCAACUUAGUCACUUUUUACUUUUAUGAAUUGACCCAUUUUUCAGAUGGAAUGAAGAACACUUUACUUUUCAUCUGCAGUACAAACAUUCUGGUACGUUUGCUAACCGUAAAUGUAGAGAACUGUCUUACCCCCCAAAAAUCGGAAAAUGUGCUACCCCAUUUUAUUCAAUCCAGUCUUGAAAAUGGGACCCCAUCCAGCGGCACAUCCCCAUUAGCCUCUUAUAAGGAAGUACUCCCCCCACCCCCCCUCGGGCUCAAAACAGUAACACAGCGAUUGCAAAAGGAGUCAUGUCAUGUGAGGACAAGCUUGAAUAGUUGGAACUGAUAGCAACUGAUUUUUUUCAUUAGAAAACGGAGAAUCCAAUCAGAAGAAUAACUCGCAAUUAUAUAGCAGUAAUUUUAUUCGAUCUGAAAUCAAAUUGUACAAAUAUAUUUUAUUUAAUAAGUGUAAUCAAAUAAUUGAUUCACGAAACUAGAAAAAGCGGAAUGAAUACAGAUAAAAGCUAAAAGUUGAUACAAGCGAAGUCACGUGGUUCUUGAAGGAAACAAACUCAAUUUAAGCUACUUCAAUUCUGUUUAAAAGGUAACGAAAGAAAGACUAAAUUAACAAAACGAAGGUAACAUAAGUUCACUUACUUCUAUAGUGAGUUUUCUUAAAUGUCCUCGAAUAAGCAUUAAAUCGGUCCGGGUAGCAGGUAAACUGUCAACACUUUGAUCCUUGCAGUGCGGCGGUCGGUAAAAAACUUAUAAAAACUCGAACAAAGCGGGUACUUUUGUGCUUCCUGUUCGGCGUUUACAUUUUCCUAUUUUUUCCAGCAAGAUUAAAUAUAAAAAUUCCUUGAAUAGUUCUUUUACUACGUUAACAUUGAGGUUUUUGAAAGCUCAAAUAGCCUAAAAGUUUUUCAAAAAAUUUUUUUUUUUGCAUUUAACUUUUCAUAUGAUGUCUGGGGAACAAAUGUGUUUGACAUGAAGCAGUGAUUUUGUCAUUUGCAAGUGAUUUCUUAACUUACGCUGAGUUCCAUUGAGAAUACCGUAAGGACAUAUUUGGCAAUAUUAUCAAAAUAAACCAGCAAACCAUGACGUCAUAGCCCAUUUGUUUCGGUGAGAGGCUACUCCCUUUGUAAGCGAAUUGUUUAAAACCGUUUGGGUCUGAAACAGGGAAAGGUUUUGCGCCGUUUAGAUGCAGGGUCUGAAAUUACAUGUUCGUGCAUGAGUUUUUGAUAUUUUUGUUGUUGCUAUUGUUUUAAAUCAUCUGCCUUCAGUUCUGUGAAUAAGGUAGGAAAAGUCGUACUCUACCAAAACAGGUGGACAGCGAAUUCCAUAAAUACGUGCACUUGAAAUUUCCUUUUAAAAGGAAAGGGAAAUUGGAGGGUAAAGCUUACUUCUGUUUUCGAAAUAAUUAUAGUGUAAAUUAUAGCUGAAAUUUCUAUUCGCGUGGGGUUAUUUAUUGCUAGGUGCCAGACAGCAACUCUGUCACGAUACCCAUCAAAGGGACGGCGAAUCGUAACACCCUCCUUUAUCUGCAUAAUCGUUUCACAUGAUACAAUAGCAGAAUCAGAAUCCAGCAUUGCAUCUGGGUUGAGUAAUGUGUUAGGUCCCAGACCUCUUAUAUUUUAGGGCAGGUUUUGCACAUGCGCAGUUGCAUUAAAAGAAUGACUAGCAAAUGGUUCGUUUCGUGUUCUUGUUUAAGACCAGAAUAUUACAAUUUUGGCGACGAGGAUGGCGCUUGUAAUGUAGGUCAAGUUGGAGAGUAUGUGGACGGUAAAGAAGAUAUUGCAAGUUAUAUUGAAAGAGUGGAAUUGUAUUUUGCGGCGAAUUAUGUCAAGGCGGAUUACAAAGUUGCUACGUUUCUAGCGUUAAUCGUAGCAGAUGCAUAUGGCGUGCCGCGAAAAUUGUUAGCCCCUGAACGUCCAAAAUAUAAGUCUUUGUGCAAUAGUAUGAAAAGCUGACUGAACGAUUUGGAAACCUAGCUCUAAUUUCAAAGUCACUGAUCAAUAAGUUCCUGGAGAUAUCAGCAGAUCAGGAUGAAAACAAUUUGACAGCUCGCGCAACAUAUAUUGUGAGAACAUUUAUGGAGCAGGCUUUAGACCAGCAACUAAUAUGCAGCAGGUUGUUACAAAGCUAUCUCCAAAAACUGUAGUAAGGUGAAGCAGGCAAAAGUCAAAGCUACAGCCCAAAUAAGUUGACCUUAGCGACCUGGUGGCUGAAGGUUGACGUUAGCGACCAGUGUCUGAAACGGACAGUCAAGUCGAAGUGAUAGCCUUUGGUUGCUCUAGUAAUAUAGAGAAUCCUUAACAAGAGAAACGCAAGACAAAUUCAAACAAAUCGAAGUGGCUCAGGAGAAAGAACACGCGACCGCAAUUUAUGCAAUUGACCUGCUCCCAACGUCAGGGGCUUCAUAGCUCAGUUGGUAGAGCAUCGCAUCCGUAAUCGCGAGGUCAUAGGUUCACACCCCGUUGAAGUCCUGUAUUUUUUUUUUUUUCAAGCUUCUUUACGCAAUUGCGUAAAUAGCGUUCACUGCGACGAUCAUUUCUUCAUUUUCAUUUCAUUUCCGCAGUUCAUUUAUGAUUCGUUUCAUACAUCAUUAACACUCAUUUCUUUCACGGGAACAUAUGAACCCACAAUUGAACUGCUCCCAACGUCAGUGGCUUCAUAGCUCAGUUGGUAGAGCAUCGCAAUGGUAAUCGCGAGGUCACGGGUUCAAACCCCGUUGAAGUCCUGAAUUUUUCUCUUUUUUUCAGGCUUCUUUACGCAAUUGCAUAAAUUGCGUUCACUGCGACGAUCAUUUCUUCAUUUUCACAAAUCACUUUGGGGGAAUUUUUGAGAGGCUCAGUCUAAAAACAAGAAAGCUGCAUUAAGUGAACGCUUGAAUCAAGCCAGCUUAUUAGCAGAAAGAUGCACGAUUACAGAAAUUUGCCUACAAUUCAUUUCUGUGCUGACGUAUUUCUCUUUACAAAUUUCCCUAUUCAUUUCCAAAUUCUUUCUCCGGCUGUUAAAGUGAAUUGCAUGUUAAAAGUGCAAGAGGAAAAAAGGAAAUUACACCUUCUGAUAACAUCUUUCCUUAUAGUUAGAAGAAUUCUUGAAACUGAGAGUGUUUUGAUCAAAGCAGCGUAAAUCGAUUUGAAUCAGUGCAUGGAAUCUUGCGUUUUCUGUUUUUAUCUCUCCAAUAUGAUAUCAAUACGAAUCUGUAAAUUUCAAAGAGCUACACAAGAGUCAUACAAAGGCAAAAAAUACAACUGACCAAAAACGAAAAAAGAAAAAGGGACGUUGUAAUGUCAACUACAUUAAAACACCAGCAUAUAUAAUUAUAAGAACCAACAGCGGGGCACAUGUUUACCUAUCGUAUUUGUUUUUCUUUUCAUUUGAAAUUUCCUUUUUUUAUAUUGAUGAAAGUGAUAUGUUGAAGACGUUUCCCCUUUACCAACUUUAUUUGCAGAUUCCUCGACACCAUCGUCACAAAAGACCACUAGCUCAACUUCAACAGGUCAGUGAUGUUAAGGGGUGGUCACUAAGUAUAGUGUUGAAAUGGGACUAAUUGCAGUGGCGGAUUCAGACCUUCAGAUAAGAGGGGGGGAGGGGCGGUCAUCCAGACCCUGAGAUAAGGGGGGCGGUCUUAAAAACAUUUUUUUUUUACCUUUCGGGUCUCAGUUUGGUCCAAAACUAACGGGGAGGCCCGGGCCCCUUCCCUGGAUCCGGCUCUAAAUUGCCAACCAAAUCUAAAAAUAGUAUCCAGAUCUUAUCCCUUUUCAAAUAAUACGAAACAGUGGAAGAAAACAGAACCACCCUGAGUCGGCCCUGAGUCGCUAGACUGUUAUGGCAAUUCAAAAGUAAUUACCGGGUGUCGGUAAAACGCGGGGUCGCGGCCGGGGUCGGGGUCUAUCUCUUUGUUUAUAAAAUAUGGUUUUAAGGUUAGAAUUAGGGUUAUGUGAGGGUUAGGGUUAGUGUCAACCCGAACCCUAACCCUAACCCUAAAACAGCAUUCUUUAAAAAAAAGAUAGACCCGGAUCCCGGACGCGACCCCGCGUUUUUCUGACACCCGUAAUUACCCGUAAUUAAUUGUUGCAUCGUGCUCCAGUCUAAAGACUACAUUUUCACAAAUUAACAAAAUAUAGUGUACAAUCCCGGGUAGGCCCACAGGUAACCCAGGCUCUGUGAUAGUACCACAGUACUGUUUCAUUAAAAUUCCAGGGGCGGGGGACUCCGCAUAUGAAAGGGGUGGGGAUGCUCGUCAGAGAUUUUGAAGUAAACCCCUAAAGGAGACCGGUCUGGGCGUGGCCCAAGCUUUUUUUGAUCCCUAAAAGAGGCCAUGUUAAAACACAGACAAAUGAGAAAACUUGGAUUAUAUGAAUGGAGUAAAUAAAACGAAUUAAAAAUAUACAUAUCAAAUAUAUAUUUUUAUAUUUUUUCGCGUGCAACCCUAAACGAGACCUUCACGGCUAAAUAUGAUGGCAAACUUCAGUCACGUGUGCGGGGUUUGCUCUGGCGAAUUGUGAUUGGCUAGGAAGAACAAUUGCCUUCUAUCAAGUAUUUUUCCAGCAGGGGAGGAUGGCUUUGGGCAAAUGGUGUAUCGGUCUCUAGAAAGGUCACCCCAGGACUCCCGGGAUGGAUUUUUUUGUCAUAAUUUGCUAACUAACUAGAGGACUCAGUUAUGACUAACGGAACUAACCGGUUUACUGUACACAAAAUCUCAGAAAUCUCUGGCACAUAAACUGACUCUUGCAAUGACUUAUUUUUUUCAGAUGCUGCUGCUGCCUAGAUAAACGCUGUUUGGGCAGAAUUUUCACAGUUUAUGAAACACCACGGGCCCAUUUCUCUUAAGUACCGAUAAUAAACGGGCCCGGGAAACAGUUGUUAUGAACAGUUAAGAUCGAGGUUUCAUGAGUUUUCGCUUUUUAGUGUUCUUUACAUUUUCAUUUGAAAAUGUUUUAUUUGGUUUCGGGCCUGAAACGUUCCCGGGAAUUUUGAGAAAGGGGCCAAAGAAGAGGAGAGUUUGGAAAUAGUUUUCUUCAGUGGGAAGUUUUCUUUUCAUUCAUCUAAUAAUGUUUUGGUUGUUAGUUUGUUUUUUUUACACAAAUAGUACCAGUAGAAACGCUCUGAAGUCUAAAGUAAAUGAUGCAACUAUAAAAAGUUGUCAAAAGUUUAUCUUCUUAUUGUUGUUUGACAAUAAAUUUUACUUCGGGCUGAAACAGUCACUCUCUUUGUCUUUCCCAGCCACGCGCGCAGAGGUCAGACUCAAGUAGAUUAAGGCCUCGGUCUACGUCAGUUAUAGUUUUUAUGCACAUAUUCCAAAAAACCAUUGUUAAAGACAACAACUGAUAAUAACAAAAUCAACAGUCCCAAAAAACUGUAACGCAGUGGAAGAACAAUCCCCAGCAUGCCCUGUGUCAAAAUGAAAAGGUGUUCAACAACAGAGCAGCAUUAAAGAAAGUAUUCCGGCUUUAAUAUCCAUGUAAUAUCCAUUGCAAAAAAAAACAAAUAACAAAUAACCAAACACUAAGGUAAAGAAAAUAAUAUACAAAAUAUUUCAUUCAGACAUUCCGAAAGCUAACUACAAUACCUAUAGAAAAAAUUACUAAAUAUGGUUAUUCUUCCAUACACAAUAUGCAUUGAAUUCUUACGGAAGUGCAGCCAAAUCCCUAUUAAGCAGUCAACCUCUUCUGUUUGGCGGUCACCUGCGAGAGUCGCUACUUCCCGAGAGUGACGUCUUAGUAGUCCCAUGUUCUCAGUAAAUUUCACAAAUCGAAAAAAUUCAGCCGUUCUGAACUAUCAUAAGUCGUGAUCCUUAUCAAACCAACCGGUUUUGUCGGAUUUCUGUAUCAUGUUUUUUGUUGGUCUCGAGUUUUUGGAUUUUCGUUACUAUUUUCUGUCCAAAGCAAGCCGUGACAGGCGACGUUUGACGUCAUAACAUUGUGACCUUUCAUACGGCCUCCGCGGAAACCGGCGGGAAAAGUCUUCACGCGUUAGUCGGGUCUGCUGCUUCUAGAGCUGAAAUACACUUCAUCAUUAUCUUGUUGACGUUAUGAUGAAACAAAAAAAGCUUUUUUGUACAACGUAAUCUCAACUUUGCGUUGAUGUAUAGAAAUAAAAUCGAGUUUUAUUCGUUCUUUGCCAUUGAGUGGACUGCGAAAUUUACUGAGAAUAUAGGACUGCCGGGAAUUUAGUGUUUUGAAAACUUUGACCGGCAGUCGAGCUGAAAAAAUUUCUAAGUGUCACAAAAAACGGUUUCGUCUUCUGAGCCCAGGGUAAACCAAACACUAGACUUGAGAUCUAUGAAGCAUUUCAGGAUCGCUUGACUUGCCUUAAUCGACAUAUGAUAGUCUAGAUUAGCUGGAAUCUUUCGAUUUUGUGAAAUUUACCGAGAAUACAGGACUGCCGGCCAUUUAGUGUUUUGAAAACCUUGACCAGUUACCGGCCAUAUAGCCACAGCGAAAGAAUUAAGGUACGACUAGUCCGUUGAAAUUAAAUUUCCAGAAUUGGCUGCAACAGGAACUUGACCGUAACUGGAUCAAAUAACAUUUCAUGAUCUUCCGCAGGGUUUGUAGCCGCCAAAAAUGCCACGCCUUCCAGUCGCCGGAGUUGGGUCCUGCCUAUCAUCAUUAUUUCAUCAGCAAUCGUCUUUGUGUCGAUUUCGAUAGCUGCGCACUUCUUUAUAAAGAAAAAGCGCACCUAUUCACCACAUCGAGCGGGUGACCUUAAAGAAGGAAUUAUGAAGAGCAACAAUCUUUUCAUCAGUUACAGUUCAAAAGAUGGUGCGUGGGUCAAUGAAAAUCUGAUUCCCAUUCUCGAUAAACACUCAAUAUCCUACAGCAUUCACACAAGAGAUUUUAAGUUGGGAAAGCCCUUGUCCAAAACAUGGCAGACAGCGUCUACAGCAGCCGCAAAGUUCUGA
Molecule: messenger RNA, 7454 nt
Organism: Porites lobata
Lineage: Eukaryota; Metazoa; Cnidaria; Anthozoa; Scleractinia; Poritidae
Source: the annotation of a GenBank genome assembly